ACAAAAUCUCUCGAGUAAAUCAAUAUUUGAUAAUUUGCAGUACGAUGAACUGGAAAUGAAGAGAAACUUGCACAAGACGGCCGGCGAGCCGGUCUGGCUGAACCUGAGCAACAACUUGUUGCGCGUUAUCGAAGUGUUACCCAGUGACGUCAAGCAAUGCAUAGAAGACGCAUCUUCAACACCCAGCGAUACCGAUGUUCUUGCGCGAGCACCAGUGCAGUUAAAACUGAACGCACUGACGUGCGAUUGCGGCGCUUACUGGCUGCGUGAGUCUCUGCGUGUCUGCUCAAUGUUGGAGCUCGAAGACGACGUCCCAUGCGAAUCGGUGCCUGUGCCCGCACGCGCCACGCUACUCGCUCACGGACCUGAUGAAAUUCUCUGCCCGUAUGACGGCUUCUGUUUGCCAGAGUGUUCGUGCGAAAAACGUCCACGCGACAACGCGACGGUAGUUAGGUGCGCGAGCGCGUUGCCACAGGCGCCUCGCUGGCCGCCGGCAGUACCAGACUUCCCGCUGGCGCUGCACGUGGCACCCGGUAUACUAGACGCCGUGCCACGCCUCGCACUCGUCGAGCUCCAUGCACCCAAUAACAACAUCUCCAACAUUGACGAAGCGGACAUACCUGAAACCCUGCGCGUAUUAGACGUGCGUAAUAACAGUAUCGCACACAUCACACUAGCCGCAGCUCAAUUACUUGGUGGUGAACAUGCUACAGGGAAGAACCGAUCUGUGUUCCUCGCCGGAAACCAGUUAACAUGCAAUUGUGCUGAUGCACCUGCGUUUAGCCUCCUGAAACGAGUGGUACUUGAUUGGGAUACAACACAGUGCGUGGAUAAGAGUUAUGUUUCUUUGAAAACGAAAAACGAGCUGUGUGCCAGUCUUCUGCUGCCGAUACUGUUUGGUGUAGCAGUCCCGUUAUUGACGUUGGUAGUGGCCGGUUUAAUACUGCAACGUCUGUUGCCACGACUCAAGCAACUAUUGUUUAAACGUAACCUAUGCCUCCGCUGGAUUCUCAGUGCUAACGACAAAGUUAACGACCCGGACAAGACGCAUGAUGUAUUCCUGUCAUAUGCCUAUGAUGAUCUUGAAAGGCUUAAUGAACUAAAGAGUGGAUUGGAGAAACUCGGGUACUCUACAAUAGAACACUGUCGUGAUUGGCAACCUGGGGACGCUGUGAUGGAACAGAUUGCCCGCUCGGUGCUGUGUGCUCGCCGCACACUUUUGCUAGUUUCAGAUAACUACGCCAAGUCUAAGUGGGCGCUGGAAGAGUUCCACGCUGCCCACGCGCAUGCGAUGGAGCGCCGAACAGCACGGGUGCUGAUAGUCCGUUGCGGUUUGAAUAAACCUGAAGUACUGCCUUCGGAUCUGCAGCUUUACCUCUUUAAUAAUACAUACCUGGCUUGGGAAGACCCUAAAUUUUGGUAUAAGCUGUACCGCGUCAUGCCUCCUCUGCGUGAAGACUCCAAAUCUAUGCAAUUAAUGCUUAAUAAUAUAAAUCCUCCAACUGUAUUUUUGAAAGAAGAUAUAAAAACAAAUGCUUCAUUUCCACAGAAGAAACCGUUUGAACAUCAGUUAGUAAUCGUUCGACAGCCUGAUACUGUCCCCUGCGCCUGUUGAGAAUAAAAGUUAUUACGUAGGUAACUCGAAAAGCGACGAGUA
Molecule: messenger RNA, 1657 nt
Organism: Cydia amplana
Lineage: Eukaryota; Metazoa; Arthropoda; Insecta; Lepidoptera; Tortricidae
Product: protein toll-like
Exons: 5
Coding region: 56-1615 (519 amino acids)
Biological process (GO): inflammatory response; immune response; toll-like receptor signaling pathway
Cellular component (GO): plasma membrane
Molecular function (GO): transmembrane signaling receptor activity
Source: RefSeq, a predicted model, not a curated record